Messenger RNA from Nicrophorus vespilloides, 2481 nucleotides. It is a transcript of the gene hfp, whose product is annotated as poly(U)-binding-splicing factor half pint. Bases 843 to 2417 code for a protein of 524 amino acids. Lineage: Eukaryota; Metazoa; Arthropoda; Insecta; Coleoptera; Silphidae. Gene Ontology annotation, molecular function: RNA binding. Gene Ontology annotation, cellular component: catalytic step 2 spliceosome; precatalytic spliceosome. The record is from RefSeq and is a predicted model, not a curated record. The transcript has 7 exons. Gene Ontology annotation, biological process: regulation of alternative mRNA splicing, via spliceosome; alternative mRNA splicing, via spliceosome; mRNA splice site recognition.
CUCGGACGUCCCGCAAACCUCAACGACCACGGUCACUGCUAGUACGACGACGACGACGAUUUUGAAACCCGCGAAACAAGAGUGUUGAGAACCUCUGGUUGCGCGCUUGCUGGUUCGUUUCCGGAUUCCAGAUCACACACAAUCAUAAUAACCGUAAUCGUUGUUGUUGUUACCCACCGCACGGUUACAUGGUAGGAAUCUAGAAAUCUCAGAGAGACAUGUCUAUGAAAUACAUAUAUUUACUAUAAAACCGUUUCAAUGAAUAUGACAAGACCGGGCUAUAUGUGUGUCUUUACUAUUACUUUUUUUUUGUUUGUUUGAAUUUAUGGCUCGUUUUUAUUUUCUUUGUGUUUCCAGAUUAAAAAAUGCGUUUGCAGCGCCCCAAACAUCUACGAUCCCAGUUCUCAAGUUCGCAGAUUUAUUAUGCACAUAUUUAUAUAUACUGUGUGUGUUUCUUUAUAUUACAUAUCCGUUUUGUUUUAUGAUUUCAGGUUGAUUGUUUCUCUAGUAGGGCAAAUUAGCUGCAUAAAAACAAUAUUUAUCACAAAAAAAACAUGAAAAGAAAGAUUUCACUCUUAAAUACUGAAACAUGCAAACAAUCAAAAUUCAAAUAUUUUUGGGGGGAUGUUGUUUGGUGGUUUUUUUUAAAUUCCGAGCAGUCGACUUCUUUAACACUAAAAAAAAAAUAAUUAAAUAAUGAUAUUAAUUACUUUUGUUUUUCCCUGUUAUUGAAGGGAGCAGGAAAAGUAAUUUUUAGUGAACCUAUAGAAUCGAAGUGUCUUCAUAUCUGUUCUUUUUUUGUUGUAGAUGUUUCGAACGGCGUAUCAUACAUUUAUGAUAUAAUGCAAACUGGAGAGGUUAUUCCAGGUAAAGGUAUUUCGAGUGUGAACUGCUCUCGACCUGGAGCCAGGAGCAAUACAAUUGCUGGCAUCCUGGGCGGUUCUUUGCCCAAACUAACAACCGAUCAAAUGGAGGCAGUGAACAAAGCGAAAAAAUACGCGAUGGAGCAGAGCAUAAAGAUGGUGCUCAUGAAGCAAACGUUGGCACACCAGCAGCAGCAAAUGGCUAGUCAGAGGACGCAGGUUCAACGGCAGCAGGCUCUCGCCCUCAUGUGCAGGGUGUACGUUGGGAGCAUCAGUUUUGAAUUGAAGGAGGACACGAUCAGGCAAUCAUUCUUGCCUUUUGGACCGAUCAAGUCUAUCAACAUGUCCUGGGAUCCGGUUACGCAGAAGCACAAGGGUUUCGCAUUCGUCGAGUACGAAAUCCCGGAGGCGGCUCAACUGGCGUUGGAACAGAUGAACGGUGUCAUGAUUGGCGGAAGGAACAUCAAGGUGGUCGGCAGACCAAGUAACAUGCCGCAAGCCCAAACAGUCAUCGAUGAAAUACAGGAGGAGGCAAAGAACUACAAUCGGAUUUACGUCGCAUCUAUACACCCAGAUCUGACGGAGGAGGAUAUCAAGAGCGUAUUCGAGGCGUUCGGACCUAUCAUUUACUGUAAAUUGGCGCAGGGGAGCUCCGCUCACAAACAUAAAGGCUACGGUUUUAUCGAGUACGAAACAACUCAAGCCGCAAAUGAAGCGAUAGCCAGUAUGAAUCUAUUUGAUUUGGGAGGGCAAUUCCUGCGCGUUGGUAGGGCUAUUACGCCUCCUAAUGCUCUAAUGGGCCCUUCAUCAGGUUCCAGUAUUAUGCCGACUGCAGCAGCUGUGGCCGCAGCCGCUGCCACAGCUAAAAUUCAAGCUAUGGAUGCGGUGGCGAGCAACGCCGUCGCCUUGGGACUUACCAAACUACCCAACAAUCCUCCGAUAACUACACCCAGUAUGCCUUAUAUACCUCCACCGGGCGUUGCCAUACCGCAGCUCACGAAACCCGUCGCCUCGCAGCCUGUCAUCCCGCCACCUACCGUAAUCACACCCACAGCAAUAUCCAUGGUGAAUUCGAGUUCACAGCAAGAAGCAAUAAAAAGAGCGCAAGAGGCGCAACUGAAACAACAGGAGGAAUUACAAAAAAAACUAUUAGAUCAGAACGAGCCGCAGACUUUGCAGCAGCAGGAGAACAUGUCGAUAAAGGGUCAAAACGCGCGUCAUCUGGUUAUGCAGAAACUCAUGAGGAAAGUGGAUUCCAGAGUGGUGAUACUGAGGAACAUGGUGGGGCCAGAUGAUGUCGAUGAAUCGCUUCAGGAAGAAAUACAAGAGGAGUGCAGUAAAUUCGGUGGCGUAGAACGCGUUAUUAUUUACAACGAGAAGCAAUCAGAAGAUGACGACGACAAUGUGGUUGUGAAAAUAUUUGUUGAAUUUGCGCAAACGAGAGAAGCGGAAAGUGCGAGGGACGCUCUCAACGGAAGGUACUUCGCAGGAAGGAAAGUCCGAGCCUCGCUUUACGAUCAGACGCUCUUCGAUCACAGCGAUUUCUCCGGUUAAGUUCUCUAAUACCUAAUACUUAAUUUAAUUGAUUUUUUUUUACUGUAAACAAAUUGUAAAUAUU